Molecule: messenger RNA, 8104 nt
Organism: Lutra lutra (Eurasian river otter)
Lineage: Eukaryota; Metazoa; Chordata; Mammalia; Carnivora; Mustelidae
Gene: MYO18B
Product: myosin XVIIIB
Cellular component (GO): myosin complex
Molecular function (GO): protein binding; cytoskeletal motor activity; ATP binding
Source: RefSeq, a predicted model, not a curated record
GGUGGGUGUGGGGAGGAUGGGGAAGGAGCAGUCAGGGAAGGGGAUGUGUGUGAGGGUGUUCCUGACAUUUCUCCUUCGCCCCCGCUGUCCAGGCUUGGUGGGGUCUCUGCGCUGCCCCCAGGGGAGAGCUCUUAGGCUGCUGUGUUUCCCGUGACCUGUGGCCUUGCACGGAGAAGCCACAUUUUGUGCUGUCCGGCCGAGAGCUCCGUGUCAUCCCAUCUCAGCCCUGACAUCGCCUCAGCAUGGCCAUCUCGUCACGCCUCGCCCUGUGGGAGCAGAAGAUUCGGGAGGAGGACAAGAGCCCUCCACCGUCUUCGCCCCCUCCCCUUUUUUCUGUCAUCCCAGGGGGUUUCAUUAAGCAACUGGUCCGGGAGACUGAGAAAGAGUCCAAGGAAGCAAGGCUGAGGAAAGAGGCAGCACUCGCCUCUCCAGAACAAGAGACCCCAGAAAUUUCCACUAGCCAACCCAAGAGCAGGUCCAACAGUGGCACCAAAUCCGGAAACCAGCAAAUUAGCCAAGGCAACCAGUCAAGCUCUCCGCAGAACUCCAACAUUCCGGCCAAGGAGACCGAGGGGGUCAGCCCCACAGACCCCGUGCCAAUGACCAGCAUCAAUGGCGAGAAGCCUCAGGAAUCUGGCACCGGGGGGACACCGGCCAAAAAACCCCUGCCCUUCAAGAGAGGUGUGCGGAGGGGUGACGUGCUGCUGAUGGUGGCCAAGCUGGACCCAGACUCAGCCAAGCCAGAGCAGCGGACCCAGCCCCCUGAUGCUCCCACCUGCAAGACCGCACCCCCGGCCACAGACCCUGGAGGGGAAAAAAAGGGAGGGACUCCUGGGACUCCUCGUGGUCCCCAGGAUGGCACUAAGGACGCAGCCCCAAAGGCUGAGAAGACUCAGACUGAGGGUAUUGGGGACCCAGGAAAGGUGCUACCAACUAAACAAAGUGCAGGGAAGAAAGGUGGCGGGGCCCCCCAGACCAAAGGGCUGAAAGGGGGUGAGGUCCAGGGGAGAGAGGGGCCAUGCGAAGGGGAGAGGCAGGAGACAGCAGAGAAAGGGGGAGGGGACCCCCCAAACAAGAUGGCAAAGGGAAAUCUCUCCAAGGAGCAGGGUGAAGGGAAGGGGGCUGGAGCCCAAAUCCAGGUGAGAAAGUGGGGAGUUUCCCUGGGCAGAAGGAGCAAGUGGGACGGUUCCCAGAGUAAGAAGGACAAAGAAGGUAUGCUCCCAAGAAAGUCAGAGAAGACAGAGGAACCACAGAGCAAGGAGAACAAAGUGAGCCAACGGCAGGGGCUGUCAGGGAAGGUGGGGGAAGCUCCUGGAAAGGUAGAGAAAGUGGGGGAGUCUCAGAGUGUGCCUGGGAAGGCAGUGGAGCCCCAGGCUAAGGUAGUCAAGAAAGGGCAACCUCAGGGUGAGUCUGGAGAGGCAGGUAAAGCUGGGGGGAAAACAGAGAAGGGUCGUACAGCCCCCGAGGAGGUGGGUGCAGGCAGAGAGACCCCAGUGCCUGCUGGGAAGGAGGGCCAGCCGGAAAGCAGAGGGCAGAAAGCUGGGGAGUCCUGUGUGGGAGCAGACGAUGGGGCCGAGGCCCUGGAGACGGAGCCGGAAGGACCCAGACUCUCUGCUCCGGAGGGCCAGGCAGAAAGGCCUCAGACUCAGAAGGAGAGUGAAGAGGGGCCAGACCGGCCAGAGGGGAGCAAAGACUCGGAUCAGGCUCCCGAGGACAGAUGGUAUGAGGCAGAGAAAGUCUGGCUGGUUCAGAAGGAUGGAUUUACUCUUGGAACUGUGCUGAAGCCAGAUGAGGGAACAGCUGACCUGCCGGCAGGAAGGGUACGACUUCUCAUCGAUGCUGACAAAACCAUCACCGAGGUGGACGAGGAGCAUGUUCAUAGGGCCAACCCCCCUGAGCUGGACCAGGCUGAGGACCUGGCCUCCCUGGUCAGUAUCAAUGAAUCGAGUGUCCUGAACACACUUCUCCACCGCUACCGGGCGCAGCUGCCCCACACCUUCAAGGGGCCAGACCUGAUCGUCCUCCAGUCCCCAGGGUCCCCAGCGCCCUCUGCAGGCAAGGUGCCCAAGGGCCGCAGGGAAGGCCUGCCAGCCCAUCUGGGCUCCUUGGUGCAGCGGGCAUACUGGGCACUACUGAGCCAGCGGAGAGACCAGAGCAUCGUGGCCCUGGGCCGCAGUGGUGCUGGGAAGACCACCUGCUGUGAGCAGCUCCUGGAGCACCUGGUGGCAAUGGCAGGUGGUGUGGAUGGCAGGGUCUCAGUGGAGAAGAUCCGAGCUACCUUCACAGUUCUCCGGGCUUUUGGCUCUGUGUCCACUGGCCACAGCUACAAUGCCACCCGGGUCGCCAUGGUGAUGUCGCUGGACUUCAAUGCCACAGGGCGAGUUGCAGCCGCUCAGCUCCAGACAAUGCUCUUGGAGAAGAGCUGUGUGGCCCGGCAGCCAGAAGGAGAAAGCAAUUUCGAGGUUUUCUCCCAGAUGCUGGCAGGGUUGGACCUGGAUCUCAGGACGGAGCUGUACCUGCACCAGAUGGCGGAGAGUCACUCCUUCGGCAUGGGCAUAUGGCCCAAGCCUGAAGACAAGCAGAAGGCGGCGGCUGCCUUUGCCCAGCUCCGCUGCGCCAUGGAGACGCUGGACAUCUCGGAGGGUGAGCAGCGAGCCAUUUGGCGGGUGUUGGCAGCCAUCUACCACCUCGGCGCAGCGGGGGCCUGCAAAGUGGGCCGGAAGCAGUUCAUGCGGUUUGAGUGGGCAAACCACGCAGCUGAGGCCCUGGGCUGUGAGUACGAGGAACUGAACACGGCCACCUUCAAGCACCACUUGCGACAGAUCAUCGAGCAAGUGACAUCUGGGCCAAGCCGACGGAGCCUUGAGGAAGAGGAGACCAGCUCAGGGCUCAAGAUGACAGGCGUAGAGUGUGUGGAGGGGAUGGCCUCAGGCCUGUACCAAGAGCUCUUUGCGGCCGUGAUCUCACUCAUCAACAGGUCCUUCUCUUCCCACCACCUCUCCAUGGCCUCCAUCAUGGUGGUGGACUGUCCGGGCUUCCAGAACCCACGGCACCAGUGCAAGGACCGGGCAGCCACCUUCGAAGAGCUUUGCCGCAAUUACGCUCACGAGCGCCUGCAGCUGCUUUUCUACCAGCGGACCUUCGUGUCCACGCUGGAGCGCUACCGGCAGGAAGGUAUUCCUGUGCCCUUUGACCUCCCGGAGCCUUCCCCGGGGACCACAGUGGCUGUGGUGGACCAGAACCCUUCCCAGGUCCGCUUACCGGCCGUUGGAGGUGCUGAGGACGCCAGGGGCCUUUUCUGGCUCUUGGACGAGGAGGUCCGGGUGGAGGGCUCCAGUGACAACGUGGUGCUGGAGCGUCUCUGUGCGGCCUUUGAGAAGAAAGGUGCUGCGGCCGAAGGGACCUCUGCCUUUCGGUCCUGUGAGCAGCCCCUGCAGUUCGAGAUCUUCCACCAGCUGGGCCAGGACCCGGUCCGCUAUGACCUCUCGGGUUGGCUCCACAGGGCCAAGCCCAACCUCUCGGCCCUGGACGCCCCCCAGGUGCUGCAGCAGUCCAGAAGGUGAGAGCUGAGGAGCCUGUUCCAGUCGCGGGCCAAGCUGCCACCGUUGUGCCGGGCCUGUGGCGGCCUGGAGGGCACCUCACAGCAGGCCCUGCAGAGGAGCUGCGCGGUGGAGGAGGCAUUUGCCAGCAGCUUGGCCGCCCGUAGAGGAAAGCCCCCGUGCUCCCAGAUCAAGCUACAGAUGGAUGCAUUGACCAGCGUGAUCAGACGGUCUCAGUUAUACUUCGUCCACUGCCUUGGUGGCGAACGGGGGCGGCAGGGAUCUCUGACCCCAUUGCAGCCUGGCGGAGAUAAGCCAGGGACAGGUGAGCCCCUGCCCUUGGACAUCCCAGCGCUGAGGGUGCAGCUUGCCGGCUCCCACAUCCUGGAGUCACUGCGUCUGCACAGGACAGGCUAUGCUGACCACAUGGGGCUCCCUCAGUUCCGCCGGCGAUUCCAGGUGCUGGACCCUGUCCUCAUGAAGAAGCUCAUGUUGGUCUCCGAGGGAAUAGAUGAGAGGAAGGCUGUGGAGGAGCUCCUUCAGACCCUGGACCUGGAGAAGAAGGCCAUGGUCAUUGGGCACAGCCAGGUUUUCCUCAAGGCAGGCAUGGUCUCCAGGCUUGAGAGGCAGCGGGAGAAGCUGGCGUCUCACAGGAUCCUUCUAUUCCAGGCGGCUUGUAAGGGCUUUCUUUCUCGGCAGGAAUUCAAGAAGCUGAAGAUUCGCCGCCUUGCUGCACAGUGCAUCCAGAAGAACAUGGCUGCGUUCCUGGAGGUCAAGGACUGGUCGUGGUGGCAGCUCCUCGUUUCCCUCCGGCCCCUGCUGAGUGCCACCAUUGGGGAUGAGCAGCUCCGUGCCAAGGAGGCGGAGCUUACAAUGCUGAGACAGAAGCUAGAAAAAUCAGAGAAGUCACGAAAUGAACUCCGGCAGAAUGCAGACCUGCUAGAGAGCAAGAUUGCUGACUUGACCACAGAGCUUGCUGAUGAACACUUCAAAGGGGACGUGGCCUGCCAGGUGCUGGAGAGUGAGCGGGCAGAGCGGCUGCGCGCUUGCCGGGAGGUCCAGGAGCUGAAGAGCAAGUAUGAGCAAGUCCAGAAGAAUUUGGGGGAAGUGCAGAAGCAGUUGGAAGAAGCCCAGCAGAAAAUUCAGUUGAAUGACUUGGAAAGGAGCCACAUUGGAGGAGCGGAUGAAUGGCAGAUGCGCUUUGACUGUGCUCAGAUGGAGAACGAGUUCCUCAGGAAGCGUCUGCAGCAAUUUGAGGAGAGGUUGGACUCAGAGCUGACAUCCAGGAAAGAGCUGGAGCAGAAGCUUGUGGAGCUGCAGAGCGCCUAUGAGGGGGCCAAGAAAAUGGCCCACCAACACAAGAGGAAGUGCCACCAUCUGACCUGUGACCUGGAGGACACCCGCCUUCAGCUGGAGAACCAUCAGAGCCGAAAUCACGAGCUUGAGAAGAAGCAGAAGAAGUUUGAUAUGCAGCUGGCCCAGGCCCUGGGGGAGUCUGUGUUUGAGAAGGGUCUUCGGGAGAAAGUGACCCAGGAGAACACCAGCAUCCGGUGGGAACUAGGCCAGCUUCAGCAACAGCUGAAGCAAAAGGAGCAGGAAACCUCGAAGCUGAAGCAGGAGGUGGAGACGCUGCAGGCCCAAAAGCGGGAGCUGUUGGGGUUGUCCUCCCUGGGGGAGAGCUGUGUCGCUGGCUUGAAGGAGAGGCUCUGGAAGCUGGAAUCCAGCGCCCUUGAGCAACAGAAAAUCCAAAACCAGCAAGAAAACACCAUCAAGCAGCUGGAGCAGCUCCGCCAGCGGUUUGAGCUGGAGAUCGAGCGGAUGAAGCAGAUGCACCAGAAGGACCGUGAGGACCAGGAGGAAGAGCUGGAAGAUGUCCGCCAGUCCUGCCAGAAGCGGCUCCGCCAGCUGGAAAUGCAGCUGGAGCAAGAGUACGAGGAGAAGCAGAUGGUCCUCCAUGAGAAGCAGGAUUUGGAAGGCUUGAUUGGAACCCUCUGUGAUCAGAUUGGCCAUCGAGACUUUGACGUGGAGAAGCGUCUUCGGAGGGACCUCAAGAGGACACAUGCGCUCUUGGCAGAUGUGCAGCUUCUUCUGGGGAACAUGGAGGACAGCAAGACUUCAGUCAGCAAAGAGGAGCUGGAGAAAGUGCACAGCCAGCUGGAGCAGAGCGAAGCCAAGUGUGAGGAUGCUUUGAAGACGCAGAAGGCACUGACCGUGGACCUGGAGAACAUGCACAGUGAGCUGGAGAACAUGACCCGGAGCAAGAACCUGGUGGACGAGCAGCUGUACCGGCUGCAGUUUGAGAGAGCGGACCUGUUGAAGCGCAUUGACGAGGACCAGGAUGACCUGAAUGACCUCAUGCAGAAGCACAAGGACCUCAUUGCUCAGUCUGCUACUGACAUUGGACAGAUCCGAGAACUGCAGCUGCAGCUGGAGGAAGCCAAGAAGGAGAAGCACAAACUUCAAGAACAACUGCAGGUGGCUCAGAUGCGCAUUGAGUACCUGGAGCAGUCCACCGUGGACCGAGCCAUUGUCAAGAGGCAGGAGGCAGUCAUCUGUGACCUGGAGAACAAGACGGAGUUCCAGAAAGUGCAGAUUAAGAGAUUUGAGGUCCUGGUGAUCCGGCUUCGGGACAGCCUGAUCAAGAUGGGUGAGGAGCUCACGCAGGCUGCCAAGUCCGAGUCCCAGCAGCGGGAGAGCAGCCAGUAUUAUCAACGGCGCCUGGAGGAGCUGAAGGCGGACAUGGAAGAGCUGGUGCAACGCGAGGCGGAGGCCAGCCGCAGGUGCAUGGAGCUGGAGAAGUACGUGGAGGAGCUCGCAGCAGUGAGACAGACCCUCCAGACAGACCUGGAGACAUCCAUCCGGCGGAUCGCCGAUCUGCAGGCAGCCUUAGAGGAGGUGGCGUCCAGCGACAGUGACACGGAGAGUGUCCAGACAGCAGUGGACUGUAGCAGCAGCAGAAAAGAGAUAGAUAACGUCUCUGUCCUCAGCUCCCAGCCAGAGGGCAGUCUGCAGUCUUGGUUGAGUUGUACUCUGUCCCUGGGUACAGAUACCAUGAGGACCCCCUCUCGACAGUCAGCCAGCAGUAGCCCCAUCCUCAGCUCCAGGAUGAAGGACGAGUCCAGAGAUGCAGAGAGGUCCCAGCUGGCGUCGGCCCUGAGCAGAGCCCGGACCGCGCAGAGCCAGACCUCGGGGGACAAGUCUGUUUCUCCCCUCUGCCUCCGACGGCCAAAGUACUACCAUCCAGGGGAUGGGGACGAGUGUGGUGGGCAGAGAAAACCUGCGCAGAGACUGGGGAUACGGUCUUCCUCCCCAGCUUCUCGGAGUGCAGACACAUCCCCUGCAUCCAGGGAAAAGCUGCCCAGUCCCUCGGCAGCCCUGUCGGAGUUUGUGGAAGGUCUCCGGAGGAAGAGAGCUCAGAGGGGCCGGGGUUCCCCUCUGGGGCUGGAGGACUGGCCCACCCUUCCCAUUUACCAGACCACCGGGGCUUCCGUGCUGCGGAGGGCCAGGGCGGGCAGUGACGAGGGAGCCCUCUCGCUGGGGUUUGGGGUAAAGUCAGCCCUGGAACCGGAGGGUGCCUCUGGGACAUCAGGUGGGCUUCUGCGGUCCACCAGCCUGAAAUGCAUCUCCUCCCAGAGCACCGAGGGCACCACCCAGCCGCCUGAGAAGCUGAAGACCCGGUUCAGCUCCUGCGAGUCCCUGUUCGAAUCGGGGCAGAGCUCCGGCAGAAGACUGAGCUCCCCAAGCUCAUCCAGGUCCCUGCUCUUGUCACCCACGCUGCGGCCUCGGAGGCGCUGUCUGGAGUCCUCUCUCGACGACGCAGGCUGUCCAGACCUGGGGAAGGAGCCCCUCAUCUUCCAGAACCGCCAGUUUGCCCACCUCAUGGAGGAACCCCUGGACAACGAUCCAUUCACCUGGAAGGUCCCAAGCCUCAACUAUGAACGCAAGACCAAAGUGGAUUUCGACGACUUCCUCCCAGCCAUCCGGAAGCCUGAGUCUCCCGUGUCCUUGGCCAGAGCCCCCAAAGAGGGUCAAGACAGUCCGCGGCGCUCACGCAUCCACUUUGAGACAGAAGAGGCCGACCGGACCUUUCUCUCAGGGAUCAAGACCAUUUUGAAAAAGAGUCCGGAGUCCAAGGACGACCCCGCUCAGCUCUCUGACUCGUCCUCCUCCUCCAGCUCCAUCGUGUCCUUCAAAAGUGCCGACAGCAUCAAGAGCCGACCACGAAUCCCACGGUUGGAGGGUGAUGGUGGCGAGCAAACGUCCCCUGAGCACAGGGAGCCGGGGGCAGGGAGCAAAGACGAGGACGUUGAGAGCAUAAUGAAGAAAUAUCUCCAGAAGUAGGAGCCAGUGCAGCCUCCUGAGAUGUACUGCCCCGGAAGACUUCCUGGCUCCACCACUGUCUGGAGAAAGAGAGGGACGGGCCAGGCCUGCCCAGGGGCCCUCAGUCCAGAGCCAGCCAGCAUGGCUGUGCUUGAGUGGCCAGAGGGGUCCAGCCGGAGGCAUAUCCCUCGGGCAUGGGAUCCCAUCAUGCUUGGUCUAUACAAAAUAAAGUGAUAGCUCCUUGA